Drosophila obscura is the source of this 2472-nucleotide messenger RNA. RefSeq names its product acidic leucine-rich nuclear phosphoprotein 32 family member A (gene Mapmodulin). Gene Ontology annotation, cellular component: nucleus. The record is from RefSeq and is a predicted model, not a curated record. The transcript is spliced from 7 exons. Gene Ontology annotation, molecular function: histone binding. Bases 445 to 1563 code for a protein of 372 amino acids. Lineage: Eukaryota; Metazoa; Arthropoda; Insecta; Diptera; Drosophilidae.
UAUCGAUAGUGCCCUUGAUGGUUUGACACCUCUAGCUUCUUGGUUUUGUUGGUUGAAAAUAUAAUUAAAAAUUUAUUCCAACUACUAUUAUUCUGCAAGACGAGGCCCAAGCACCACCAAACACCAACACCACCACAUACUCAGAGUCUCGCGCGGCAGCGGUGGCGGCAUCAAAAAUACCGAAGAAGCACAAAAAAGAAAAAUUUGCAAGGUGUGUGUGUGUUUGUGUGACGUCGAGGACCGAGUCGAGUCUUUGCCCCUGGUGCGUGCGCUCUAGUAGGGACACACACUGUGCGAGUAUUAGUGUAUCCUUUGGCAUUUCUGAGAGCUUGGUUGGAGUGACACGAGCGCGAGGAAAAGCGAAAAGCGUACGCUUCUACCAAAAAAUAAUAAACAACUGCAGCGUAAAGCGGCGUGAAGCCAAUAGCCAAGCCGCACUCUGCAAUGGAGAAGAGAAUAGAGCUGGAGCGGCGUGGACGGAAGGCGAACCAGAUCACAGAGCUGAACCUGGAUAACUGCCGUAGCACAAGCAUUGUUGGCUUUACAGAUGAGUACACCGCCUUAGAAUCACUCAGUUUGAUCAACGUGGGACUCACCACACUGAAAGGUUUCCCCAAAUUGCCCAGUCUGAAGAAGCUGGAGCUAUCCGAUAAUAGGAUUUCGAGCGGCCUCAACUAUCUGACCACCAGCCCCAAACUUCAGUAUCUGAAUUUGUCUGGGAACAAAAUAAAGGACCUGGAAACACUGAAGCCCUUGCAGGAGUUCAAAAGUCUAGUGGUACUGGAUCUGUUUAAUAACGAUGCCACUCAAGUGGAUAACUAUCGUGAGAAGAUAUUCAAGAUGUUGCCAUCGUUGAACUUUUUGGAUGGCUUCGAUUGUAAUGACGAGGAGGCGCAGUCGGAGGGAGACGACGAUGAAGAGGUCAACGGCAAUGAUUCCGAAGAAGAAGAUAAGCGCAAUGCCUUCUGUUUGAAUGGGUUAGAAAUCGAUUUAGACGAGCUCGAGGAGCUGGAGCAGCGCGUAAAGGCAAAAAAGAGUUUGCAGGAAAAACCACCUGCGCCCUUAGAGGACACAGACGUAGACGACUUAGACGAAUAUUUAAAAGAAUUGCAGCUGAGAGAAUCGAAAGCCGCAACAGACCAACAAUCUGUGAUAGAGGCAGACCCUGCAGCAAUCGAACAACCAAAUAGAAACCCAAACAUAAAUUUCGCAAUCCUACUCUAUUGGUUUUUAGCAAUUUUAAAUCUGGCCAAUGCAACAUAUUUUUCCGGCGAUGAUGACGAAGAGGAUGGCGACAGCGAUGACAGUGAUGAGGAUGGGGACAAUGGCGAGGUCUCUCUGUCGGAGGUGUACAAUGAUGAUUUGGAGGAGGACAACUCCGACUGGGAGGAGGGCGAGGGUGGAGCCGACGACGAUGAGGAGGACUCUGACAUUGAUGAUGCCGAUGGUGAGGCAAAUGAAUCGAGCGCCUCACUGAAUGCCUCCAAGAAGGAGUCCGAGAAGACAGAGAAAGAGACAGAUGAGUCGCAAGCCAGGGGCAAGAAGAGAAAGCACGAUGGCUAAGCGCUUGAUCUACCGCUGUAGCGUCUUUGUACGUUUUAAAUUUAAAUAUAUACACCGACACUGACAUAUACACACAGCAACACACAUCAUAUGUUUUGAUAGAAAAAAGAUGACUAAAAACCAUUAGGAACCCACAUUUGUUUCUUUAAAAUGUAAGCUAACAAGAUCGAAAACCGACACAACAGACAGAAGAUAAAUAAAAUGGAGAUCGUACUAAUCAAAAAAACAAAUUAAGAAAUUAGUUUAAGCGAACACUAAGAAGUGCGGAGAAGAACACAAAACAAAUCAACACACACCCACACACACACACACACAUUACAUUACUAUAGCUUCAUCCGAAGACAGGUUCCAGCUUCAAUUAAAUGAAAUUCGUCAAUAUGGAAAAUUGCUUGAAAAAGUUGUAAAAUUGCUUAGCAUUAAGUUGCAAAAUGUAUAACUAUGAUGAACUAUGUACAAUUGGUCGGAUCGAGUCGAUCCUCUCCCAUCUAGCGUUUCAACAAACAACACAAAACAAAGCAAAAUCACAAUUUUCAAUAUUUCAUCAAAAACAAUUGUGGCGAGUUUUUAUUUUCGAAAUGUUUUUAAUGCUUUUUAAUGUUUUGCAGUCUACACAAUUACUGCUAAGAACUUUUAACUAACUCUUAAGUCAUUCCUUCUUUGAAUGUGGAUAUGUUCGCGGGUGGAACGAACAAAAGUCCGACCCAUAUUUUAGAGCACUUUCAUUGUUAUCCAUCUCUUACCUUACCCCCUAUAUGUAUCCAUAAUUAUAUAUCUCUCUAUACACCCCCGCCACACGUACUGUUAAGCAAAGCAUAAUUUUUCAUUGAAUGAGGCACGUAAAACUAAGUGCAUCUGUUUUAGGACGGAAUUUUCUUUUAAUAAACAUGUACGAGUAUGCAACAACUACAA